AUGACGACGCAAUUGACUCCAAUUUUCCGAAGAGAGUUUAUCAGAAAGACAUUUGAAGAACAAAAGCUCGGCGAAGUGAAUACGUGGGCGGACCUGAGACAACUGGACACUAUACCUGCUGAACUGUACUCUCGAAUUGUGUGCUGCCUUGAUGACCCCACCCGUAAGACACUCGAGCUUGUGUCAAGAGGGAUACGCAACAGGACUAAAGAGGCCUCGUUGAAAGCGAAAUCGAUCGAAAUCAGAGUUACCAAUGACAUGGUAGGGUUCUGUCACCUAUUGGAGGUGGCAUACAAUAAGGCUAUUUGCUCAUACCCUGAGACUCUUUGGUUUGAACCCAGAAGGCUCCCAAACGGGGGGCAGAUGGCGUCCACUUUACCUCCUUGGCUAAAUACUUCUAUAAUUGACUCGUUCCCGGCGACUAGCCAGAUUUCCGACGCGGUGAAGAAGAUUUCGAACAUCAAGACCAUAGUUAUCGAAUAUUGUCGGUCCCCACGAAGUGCAAACGGCACCAGCGGCAAGUUUCUUCAAAUCAUAUUCUCAGCCCUUACGGAUGCCGGGACUCAGCCUGAGUAUCUGUAUCUGUUCACGAAGGAUUCAAUUCAACCCACGACAGAGUUGCUGACGGUUGUACCAUGUGAAUACUACACUCCCCCCAGCAAUGUUAGUAUUGUAUGGCAUAAGCUGGUCUUCUUGACGGUGGGCGAGCCCUCUGACGGGCCAAGCAGGGAGUAUAUUGCCCAUAUGUUCACCUCGUUGUUUUCACAAGCUUGGAAGCUAAAGUAUCUGCUGUGGCAUGGCUUCCCGGUACAUCCUAUGUGUAAUUGGUGGAGAAGGCUAAUGAGACUGGCUAUCGAUCCCUUUGACGGGGUGGACUCUUCUUUGGAGACCGGCGUGGAUCUCUGGAGAUUGUCGAUCGAAUAUGUGGACAUCAGCACUGAAGACCUCAUUCGAUUUCUCGAGCUGCAUGGAAAACACCUAACGAUACUCGUCCUCUAUCGGGUUUAUGAUCCUGAAGGGGGCUGGCUUAAAGUCCUCAAACUGCUCAGGGAUAAAAUAAUCUGUCCCAAGGUGCAGCGCGUGAGGCUUGUCGUCGGACGUAUCCUGGUGAAUACCCAGCAAAUCCAAAUGCAUUCAGAUAAGCUGGAAUAUGAUACGGACAACCCCCAGUUGAAUGAUAUAGAUCAGGCAAUUGCUCGGUGCGAGGAAAUGGGGUACUAG
Aspergillus costaricaensis CBS 115574 is the source of this 1221-nucleotide messenger RNA. RefSeq lists its product as uncharacterized. The coding region runs from base 1 to 1221 and encodes 406 amino acids. NCBI's taxonomy places the organism in Eukaryota, Fungi, Ascomycota, Eurotiomycetes, Eurotiales, Aspergillaceae. The record is from RefSeq and is a predicted model, not a curated record. The transcript has a single exon.